AUGGCAGUGUCUCCAAGUGCAGCUUUAGCGGCUCAAUUUCAUUGUUCUUCGUCAUUCUCUUCUGUUGGACGAAGUUCAAGAAGAUCUCUUAGAGUUAAUGCACUAUUUGGUGGAAAGAAAGAUAGCAAUGAGAAGAGUGAAGAUGGCUCAAAGGCAGGGAUAUUAGGAAACAUGCAAAAUUUAUACGAGACUGUAAAGAAGGCUCAGAUGGUUGUCCAAGUUGAGGCAGUACGAGUACAGAAAGAACUUGCUGCAGCUGAAUUUGAUGGUUAUUGCGAAGGCGAGCUAAUAAAGGCAACACUUUCGGGAAAUCAACAACCUGUGCGUAUCGAGAUAACUGAAGCCGCAAUGGAGUUAGGAGCCGAAAAACUGUCUCUUUUGGUGACCGAGGCGUAUCAGAAUGCACACCAGAAGAGUGUUUUGGCCAUGCAAGAGAGAAUGAGUAAUCUUGCUCAGAGCUUAGGAAUGCCACCCGGUUUAAGCGAGGGGCUGAAGUGA
Molecule: messenger RNA, 498 nt
Organism: Striga hermonthica
Lineage: Eukaryota; Viridiplantae; Streptophyta; Magnoliopsida; Lamiales; Orobanchaceae
Source: the annotation of a GenBank genome assembly